CUCCAACGCGGCUCAACAAGUAUUCGCGGUCCGGACGAAAAAGUUCAAAUUUUGUGCGGAAGCUGUCGGUGCAACAUGUAACAUAGUGAAUGGUAAAAUCAGCGCAGUUUCCAUCUGUAUAACAGCUGGAAAAAGCAUCCGGAGCAAGCAUUCUAUCUUUACGGCAUCUCUUCCGCAUUGACACAAGCUUGUAAACUUUCCACUCAUCAGGAAAUUAAAUUAUCAGACGAUAUUAACAGUUGAUUAUUUUUAGUAAAUUAUCACAAUGAGGUCCGAGCUUGCAAAUGAAGAUAGCGUUGGAGAAGAGUGGACGUCUCGUGGAAACUCUCAGGGUGGCAGAUCAGCACGUCGAACAUCGAGACGUACCGAAAGACAUAAUACAAAAAGUUCAAAGUCUUGUCGUGCAACGACGCCUCGUGAAAGGACCCUUAGAAGAUUGGAGAGUAAUGAAAGGGAACGAAUGAGAAUGCAUAGUUUAAACGAUGCCUUUCAAUCACUACGAGAAGUAAUACCGCACGUAAGCAAAGAAAGGAGGCUGUCAAAAAUCGAGACCUUGACCCUGGCUAAAAAUUAUAUAGUCGCCUUGACGGAUGUUAUCUGCGCGAUGCGAACCGAGGAACAGUCAGCUAGUCAACAAUUACAACAAAAUUCGCAGGAGGAAUCUUCUGAUCAGACAAAUGUUUGUCUCAGUAUAAAUACACCGACCUCCUCGAGAUCAUCUAGUCCGGAAACAAGAAGUUUUUACGAGAGCAACGAAAUUAAUACCCUAUGGGGUGACCAUUCUAAUCAAUGCGCGGAACUUUGAAAGAUAAUUCUAACGAUGGGUAGAUUGUCUUGCGAAUCAGGCAGCUACUCAAGAGUUCUAGAGCUCUUUAAUGUCAACUACAUAUACUAUGAUAAGUUCUUGAGUGAAUGCCAGGUAGAUUUAAAAUUGAUAUUUAUUUUAAAUUUCCUCAUCGACUAUAGUGAUAAAAGCGAGAGCGUAUUCGCACAAAUGCCAUUAAUUAUAAUCUUAUCAAUCGAUAAAAGGUAAAAAGAUAGAAUGUCGGAUAACUUGUGGCUAGUUAUUCGUCAUUUAUUAUUCUUGUAUAUCUAUUUUAUUAGCUGACGAUUCAUUAAUUCGAAAAACAUUCAGCUUUUUCAUUCAUUAGCAUUUGAAUGGUGCCAAAGAUUGAUACGGGCAGUAUUAAUUUGUAUCAAAUAAGUAUAGACACUAUAAUGUAUAUUAAAUUAAUCAAAGGUUAUUUUUAGAUAGAUAAUGAUAUAGAUGCACCUAUAUUGAUUGUCAAGUCUAUAUGACGAAUUACAAUGCAAGGAUAUUGAUAAGAGUGAUAACAGGCCAUUGUCCAUAAUGGUCGAUAUUAGAACAUAUAUGACAUAUGUAAGUUCAACUCCACAUGCGAAACUGUAAAAUUCUUGGUCCAAGUAAGUUUAUGAUAUCUCUUCCAAUAUCAAACGAAACAAAGAUAUAAUAGACAUAAUAGGACCUCUUACAAUAGAGCAUACGUGCUUUUUAUUAAUAUAUCAUGACGAUUGAACUUAGUUGAUUUUGUAAAUUAAUUGUCUGAAAGAGUGCAACGGAAGCGCAUUUAGUGAGAAAUUUUUAUUUGCUUUGUAAGGUCUCAUAGAGAAGCUUAGGAAGAUGCGUAUACCGAGAUUAAAGUUAACCUUUAACGGUCACACUUGAGUACUUUCCAUAAGAGUCAUACGUUAGGUUGAAAUCCCUGUGACCCCAGGUGACCGUUAAAAGUUAAAAAACACCAAAAUAUGCAACUGCAAGAAAUAAUAUAUUUAAUAUA
Molecule: messenger RNA, 1799 nt
Organism: Cephus cinctus (wheat stem sawfly)
Lineage: Eukaryota; Metazoa; Arthropoda; Insecta; Hymenoptera; Cephidae
Product: protein dimmed
Exons: 3
Coding region: 266-805 (179 amino acids)
Molecular function (GO): protein dimerization activity
Source: RefSeq, a predicted model, not a curated record